AUGGAGAGCGUUCUUAAACUGAAUCUGACAAGAAAACUUCCCCAAAACCGCCACAAUACAGAAAUCCCUCGGCUUGGUUCAUUCGAGCCAGACGAUGACAGAUCUCCAGUUAAUAAAGAACGAGGAGUAUGGACCAAAAUGCAAAAUAACACUCGCUUAAAACUUUUAGCAGCAGGCUUUUUAAAAAGUGCUUUUCCUACAGAGAACUUAAAAAAGUCUGAACAAAUAAAAAUUCCCCACAUAAAAUACAGAAAUAGUGUCUGUUACCCAGAGGGUACACAGAUUCUUCUCGGAUUGUGCCAAAGCUAUGACUUUAAUGACCCUUUCCACAGAGAAAGGGCAGAAAGGUUUCGCCAAAGCUUAAGUCCAACCUUUAUAGAGAUGAUUUGUAAAACCAAUAUAAGAAGAUGCAAAAGCAAGCUUAGCAAGGUGUGAAGUGAAGGAGAAGAAGAAAAAGAGUUUGAAACUGAGAGAAAUAAAGUAAUCAGAUGUAUUACAGGAGAAAAAACACCUGAUUCUGAUGUAAAAUCGAUUGAUACGUCAGAAACAAGUGAUAGUGAUGAAGAAACUCUUCAUACAGAAAGAACGAAAAGGGUUAAGAUUAAUUGUAAACGUGCAAAAAGGGUGAAUAGUCCAACGUUAUUAACGCCAUUAUCGCCUAUUCCGAUAACAGCAAGCCCUUCUUUGCAGCAGCUACCAAAGAUUAAUCAUAGCCCAAGAAAUAUAGUGAUUAAGCCUCAGACAGCAAGAAAUGAGAUUAAUUCUAAUAGAAAGCUGCAGCAAAAAAAACUGAAAAAGCGUCCACUCAAGCUAAAGAAAAUCAGAAAAUAUCGUUCUCCAUAUGAGAAUGUACUAGUCCCUGUAACAAGUCCUAACUUCAACCCUUCAAGCCCUGUUAAAUUCUAGAUAAAUCGUCUCCUAAAAUAUAUAUUAAAUAGAAUUAAUAAAAACAUUCCUACUGGUUGCCAGAAAUAAAAUGGUGGUGUUAACGGAAUAGAUCUCAAGGUGCACCAUAUGGAGCAGAUCGGAACCAUCCUGAUGAAGCUGAAAACAGGGUAUCUGUCCCUUUUGAAUAGACCUUCAGAUUUUGGAGGCAAAACCGAAGAGGGACGAAGUGUUAAUCUCCAAAAAGUUUUCCCUAUCCCUACAAGGUGGAUUAGACAGGUUUUGCCUCUCACAUAGCCUUCAUCUAUGGGGUACCUUAGGGAUUUGAUCCUUAGGCUAGGUGAGUCUCACUAGAAAAUUCAAGAGGGCAGAAUUUUGGUCGGGCUUUACACCAUUUUCACUCUGGUGUAUGCGCACUCAGCGUAGGCCGCAUUUCCUGGACUCAAAGUAGUAGGCUAGCGGAGAUCCCGCUUAUAGCCUUAUAAUCUUAAUCUUGAUCUACUGAUAGCUGGGUUAUUUUUAUAUAAUACUAGAAUAGCCGUUAGUCAGUAUGAAUAUUUAAAUUCAUUCUAAUUCGCUAUAAAUUUUUUAAUUUCAAAAAAUUGUUUCUACAAAUUAAAAAAAAAUAAGCUUCCUUUGCUACAAGUACUUAAAAGCUAAUGAGGAGUAAAAGAUAA
Molecule: messenger RNA, 1562 nt
Organism: Blepharisma stoltei
Lineage: Eukaryota; Ciliophora; Heterotrichea; Heterotrichida; Blepharismidae
Source: the annotation of a GenBank genome assembly